AUGGCAACGCAAGUGCAGACUGCGACUGAACAACUUCGGAAACUGCAAUUACGUGCAGAAACCUCGAUCGACUACGAGAAGGAGAAGUACAAAUAUGAAAGCUACCUCCCCCAUUUUACACCCGGCACUCAACCGCCUCUUGAGGAGUUUGAACACGUUGAUGUCGGGCUGAGAGCAGAUCCUGAGAAGAAGAGCCUUCUCUCGGCCCACGGCGUAACACAUGAAGAGAUUACCCCGGCAAUUGGGACCGAGAUUCAUGGGAUUCAGCUCAGUCAAUUGAACCCCGCCCAACUAGAUGAACUCGCCCUCCUCGCCGCCGAGCGGGGUGUCGUUCUCUUCCGGGACCAAGACUUUGCCGACAUUGGACCCGAUAGGCAGAGACAGUACGGACAGCACUUUGGCCCUCUUCAUGUUCACCAGAUGGGUGGUCAAAUCAAGGAUUACCCCGAGCUUCUCCCCGUGUACCGGGACUUUACUGCAGGUGCAGUAGACAACGAGAUUAAAGACAAUGUUACAAGUGUAAAGUGGCACAGUGACAUGAGCUAUGAGAUCAACGGCAUGGGCACAACAACGUUCCUUCCGCUGAGCACCCCGCGAUCUGGAGGUGACACUCUGUACCUCUCGACCACAGCAGCCUACUACGCGUUGUCAGACACCUAUCGCACACUGCUGCACGGCUUGAAAGCCGUUCACUCCGGUUUCUCGCAAGCGUCCGUGCAUGAUCAUCGAGACCGCUACAUCAGAGAGCCAAUCGAGACAGUCCACCCCGUUGUGCGAACACAUCCCGUCACAAAACAGCUUUCUCUAUAUGUCAACAGAUUGUACACCAAGAGGAUUGUUGGGAUGAAGCAAGAAGAGAGCACUUCCUUGCUGAACUUCUUGUUUGAUCACAUUGAGAGAGGGCAGGACUGGCACUUGAGGGUGCACUGGAAGCCCGGAACGGUCGUGGUUUACGACAACAGAAACACCCAGCACUCUGCACUCAGAGACUUCCGGGUGGAGGAGGGCACGACGAAGCGGCAUAUGCUGAGAAUCACACCUCAGGCUGAGCGACCGUACUUUGCAGAGCCUUAG
Molecule: messenger RNA, 1074 nt
Organism: Colletotrichum chrysophilum
Lineage: Eukaryota; Fungi; Ascomycota; Sordariomycetes; Glomerellales; Glomerellaceae
Exons: 4
Coding region: 1-1074 (357 amino acids)
Cellular component (GO): cytoplasm
Molecular function (GO): 2-oxoglutarate-dependent dioxygenase activity
Source: RefSeq, a predicted model, not a curated record